Momordica charantia (bitter melon) is the source of this 814-nucleotide messenger RNA. RefSeq names its product large ribosomal subunit protein uL5z. Gene Ontology annotation, cellular component: ribosome. Gene Ontology annotation, molecular function: structural constituent of ribosome. Gene Ontology annotation, biological process: translation. NCBI's taxonomy places the organism in Eukaryota, Viridiplantae, Streptophyta, Magnoliopsida, Cucurbitales, Cucurbitaceae. The record is from RefSeq and is a predicted model, not a curated record.
UAAGGGUUUGGGGCUUGGAGAGCGACUUUGAAGAAAAGCCCUGAAACCCUCAUCUCCUUUCCUUCGUCUGCUGUGGCCGUCACUCUACCUCGGCAGAUUCAACCGACGAUGGCUUCGGAGAAGAAGCUUUCGAACCCCAUGCGCGAUAUUAAAGUCCAGAAGCUGGUUCUUAACAUUUCCGUCGGCGAAAGCGGCGAUCGUCUCACCAGAGCCGCCAAGGUGCUUGAACAACUAAGUGGCCAAACCCCCGUCUUCUCGAAAGCCCGUUACACCGUUCGGUCUUUUGGGAUCAGGCGUAAUGAGAAGAUCGCGUGCCAUGUGACAGUGAGGGGCGAAAAGGCAAUGCAACUUCUUGAAAGUGGUUUGAAGGUUAAGGAAUACGAACUCUUGCGCAGGAACUUCAGUGAUACUGGCUGCUUUGGUUUUGGUAUUCAGGAGCAUAUUGAUCUCGGAAUCAAGUAUGACCCUUCUACUGGUAUAUAUGGUAUGGACUUCUUUGUUGUUCUAGAACGUCCAGGUUACCGUGUAGGGCGUCGACGUCGAUGCAAGUCACGUGUUGGAAUUCAGCAUAGAGUCACCAAAGAGGAUUCAAUGAAGUGGUUUCAAGUUAAAUAUGAAGGUGUCAUCCUUAAUAAGUCUCAAAACAUUACUGGCUAGAUUACCCUCAACUUUGGUGGCUUUACAGGUUUUUGUAGUCUCUUUGUUUUUUUAUUGGAAUUUACUUUAAGGUUGAAGACAUUGAUUAUUUUUUACCUGUAUUCUUGAGACUGAAAAAAAAAAACUUCAUUCUAAUGGAAAUUUUAUUAUCUUGCGA